AAUUUUCGGUAGAUUACCAAUUUAGCAGUCGAUCUACCGAAAUAUUUUACACCAAAUUUUUUGCACAUUCUUUUGCUAAUAUAGAAAGGGUAUUUUAGGCUGCUGAUUGUUAAAAACUAAUUUAAAAAAAUAUUAGAGAUCUGCACAAUUAUUAUUUGUCAUUCAAAGUGAAUCGACACAUUUUUUAAACCAAAAUAAAUGUUUAAAUGCUGUUGUAGGUAUUAGUUAUAUUUUUUUUAAACUUCGUUUUAUUUUACAUAUGCUUUAUAACAAGGAUUUUUCAAUCCUUGGCUUUUUAGCACAUCUUUAAUUUAAAUCUAAUUGUUAGUGGCAACACUGCAGCUGCAAGUUUUGAAAUUUCUUAAUUCCGCCCCUGCACCGAACAAUUUCAAACGGUAAACAAUAGGCAAGGUAGGAUGUGUUAAAUAAUUUAAAUAACAUAACUUUGACAAAGUAGUUAAAGAAAAUCCUUGUAGCAAUUAAGAUAAUGGCAUAUCCUUAAGCAAUUGAAAUAAAAUGUUGAAGAUAAAAAUUAAACUAUAGUAUACUCAUAAAAUAAAUUAGUGUGGGCAGAUUUGAUGAUUGUUUAAUUAUAAACAGAAAAGCUAUGGGUGUAACGUGAAUAAAAAUGACUGAAGAAUUUUAUACAAAUAUUGGUUGUGUGCCAAAAGUGGUGUCUACCUGGCGUAGUUUUGUUUCAUCUUUAAAAUUUGGCCACCAGGUUCACCCAUUGGAUCCCAUACCUCCAGAAGACUCAGAAUUCAUAGUAAUAGACUCAAAAUUCAAUAUUAGAGUCAUACAUAUUAAACCCAGUGAGAAAAAAAGACCUCCACCAGUAUUAAGGGAAAGUUUCAAGAGAAAUUCGCUUUCGGAGGAAUAUUGGUUUACAAAAUGGAAUAGACCUCUAAAAAUUGGCAAUUGUAAUUGCUCAUUUAGGAGAUCUAUGAGGUACUCUAUUAUAACAAAUCAACCGAGCAAAGUCAAUAGUGAAAAAAGCGCUUUAAACUUGGAUAAACCUACAAAAAUAAUAAAUGUGGAGACUUUUGUUGACCGUUUAAUUCAAGAGACGUUCUUUGAGUCAUUUCAAGAAUAUUACAUGUCUUUAUCAAAUAAAACAUCUGGAAAAGUGAAUUUAGCCUAUGAUAUAACAGAAGAGGAGUUUGGCGUCACCUUGCGAAAAAAAAAUUAUCAUGAUGUUGAGAAAAAACAAUGUGUUCACAAAAAAUCUCACAAAAAGCCAUUGAUAUUAUUGCUGCAUGGGAUUGGAAUGUCAGCUGAUGUUUGGCAAAUAUUAAUCGACACUUUGGUUAAUAAAGGUUUUGAAGUAAUAGCCCCUGAUUUAUUGGGGCAUGGUUUCAGUUCUGCCCCUGAUAUGGAAUCUCUUUAUACAUUUGAAAGUCUAUUGCUUCAGUUGAUUACAAUAUUUGAUCAUUAUAUGAUUGACAAAAAGAAAUGCAUUGUUAUAGGACAUUCAUAUGGAUGUAGUUUGUCGACAGCCCUGUAUCAGCAUAGAUCCUCUCAAAUCUCACAAAUGAUCCUCAUUAGUGGGGGUGGACCCACCCCUUUGGCAGCUCCAGUGGGAGACGGAGAAAUUUCCCCGUUCGGAUGUGUUUACACGCUUUUCAGGCCAUUGUUGUUUUGCGGUUUGAAAAGAAGUUUUUUUUAUUCCUCGAGGGGUAAACAUUUUAGCCCGUGUGACAAUGAUGGUAGUAUACCCAGUCAUGUUAUAAAUUAUAUUGCUAAAGGCCAGCAGUGGCCGCAAGGGGAUGCAGCCUUUCACAGAAGGAUUUUAGUACCAACAUUAUUGGUACAUGGGUUGCAGGACCAAAAAGUGACACUUGUUCAAGAAUGUGAAAUGGAAAGGACAAUCCCAAGAGCUUUUUUGGAAUUAAUACCAAAUGCAGGUCAUAUGUCAAUGUUGGAAACUCCCGAACAUUUAACGCACAUGGUUAUCUGUUUCUUAGACUGGUGGACACAAUAAUUAUUUACAAAUUGCCAAAUAUAUAGUAUUAAGAUUAUAGAUAUAUUGUGAUUCUAUACGUAAUUCCGUCCAAUUUGAAACGUUUACAGUAUUUUAUAUUUAUAUAUACCUACUAAAUAUAUAACUUCUUACAUAA
Messenger RNA from Brassicogethes aeneus, 2117 nucleotides. NCBI's taxonomy places the organism in Eukaryota, Metazoa, Arthropoda, Insecta, Coleoptera, Nitidulidae. The record is from the annotation of a GenBank genome assembly.